Protopterus annectens (West African lungfish) is the source of this 3350-nucleotide messenger RNA. RefSeq names its product homeobox protein EMX1. The record is from RefSeq and is a predicted model, not a curated record. The coding region runs from base 219 to 917 and encodes 232 amino acids. Gene Ontology annotation, molecular function: DNA binding; DNA-binding transcription factor activity, RNA polymerase II-specific. Gene Ontology annotation, biological process: regulation of DNA-templated transcription; central nervous system development; brain development. The transcript has 3 exons. Lineage: Eukaryota; Metazoa; Chordata; Ceratodontiformes; Protopteridae.
UUAAUUGCUGCUGCCCCCCAAAUCACUGCUAGUAGUAGUACCCGAGCCCAAUACAGUUUGCAUGGAGCUCAUUGCUGCACAGUUUGCCAGCUCACCGCUUGGCUAGACAUCUUAUUUUCUUUAACCUUUUUUCUGCAUUAUUUCAUCAUUUUUCCUGUGGAACUACUAUUUGCGUAGAAGGACAGCCCCUUCAAAGCACACACACACACACAAAAAACAUGUUUCAACCAGCAGCUAAACGUUGUUUCACUAUCGAGUCGCUUGUAGGGAAGGACAAUUCACUUGCUGCAGAGGAACCCAUUCGCCCCACAGCUCUAAGCUACUCGAGUCCAGCCGAAGCAUUCGUCAACAGUUUUCAGAAUCCAGCUGGAAGGUCUCUUUAUCCCAGUCCGGAGCUAGUGUUUAACGAAGCUGUGAACCACCCAUCUCUGGCAGUACAUCCGCACCAGCUGGGACCUCCUCAUCUGCAGCACCCUCAUUCCUUCUUUGGACCCCAGCAUAGGGACCCUCUCAACUUUUACCCCUGGGUUUUAAGAAAUCGCUUCUUUGGCCACAGAUUUCAAGGGAAUGAAGUGUCACAAGAAAGUCUGUUAUUGCACGGCCCUUUUGCAAGAAAGCCCAAGCGGAUUAGGACUGCCUUCUCACCCUCGCAGCUACUGAGACUUGAGAGAGCCUUUGAGAAAAACCACUAUGUGGUGGGAGCGGAAAGAAAGCAGCUAGCCAGCAGUUUAAGUCUUUCUGAAACUCAGGUAAAGGUUUGGUUCCAGAACAGAAGAACAAAAUAUAAGCGACAGAAACUGGAAGAAGAGGGGCCAGAGUCAGACCAAAAGAAGAAAGGCUCUCAUCAUAUCAACAGAUGGAGGAUUGCAACCAAACAGUCAGCCGCAGAGGACAUAGAUGUCACCUCCAAUGAUUAAAGACUUUGAAGAAAUCGAAACCUUACAGACUUGAACAUUGAUAAAGUACACAUUGUAGUCCACUGGACAGCAAAACAUUUUAAGUUUUAAGAGUCCAGCUAUGCCAUUCAAAAUAUCAGGCAAGCUUGGUCAACAAACAAACUAAGGCAGUCUUCUGAACCUACAUAGUUUAUGGAGCUCUUGAAGAAGAAAUAGGAGGUUUGCACUUGAAGAACAACAACAAAAACAGAGCUCAGAAUGGAUUUGCUGCACCUCUUGUUCUCUUUUGAAGUUAAUCAGCCAUAAGAAAGAAAAAUAAACAAAGAUCAAUCAAUAAUUACAGAACAUGUUUUAUUUAUUUAUUUUUUGCUGUAAAUAUAACAUUAGUGUAUUUGUUUUGGUGAAAGAUGCAAGGCAAUUUUGAAACACUACCACCACCGUGUUUUUGAGAAAGGAUCAUGGUUAAUGCUCCCUUUAAUUUAAUGUUCUUUUUCUGUUAUUUUAAGUCACAACUGAAUUAAUUUGAAGCCGGUAGAUUUGAGAAAAGAAAGGAAAAGAAAAUCAGUUGCACGAAUGGUUACUCUUCUUAAUUGCCACCAUGGUUGUUAAGGAAGACAUUUAAUUCUUCAGAGCAGAAUUGAUACAGGACUACUAAACUGCUUAGGGUGGCCAAUUGUUGGAUUUAUAUCUCCCAUUAAAGGUUUACAUUCUGAGACCUUAUACUUUUCCCCCUUCCAUAGCAUCCACUGCACAACAUUCAUGCAUGAUUUCCUUGGAAAAUGUAAUUAUUAUGAAAGCACUAUAUUUAUCACUAUACAAAUGUCUUGGACAGCCGUAAGCAGCUCAUGAUAACAAUGUACCUCUGAAGCUACAAUAAAAAGACUCACAUUACUGUAGUAUAAAGUACCACAGAUACUUGUGUGCAAAAUAAUUUACUAUGAAGGAAACUGAGCCAUAUUGGCGUGGACAUGAACUAAUGUGCAGAACAUAUUUGCAGACAAUGUCUGUGCACUCAAUCCAGGAUCAAAAAUAAAUAUUGCUUGAUAUGAUGCCUGUUUGUGCUACAUCUAUUACCUUAGUCAAGGAAAGAAAGAAGACAAUAGUUAACAUUUAAUUGCUGUUACUUUUGCAUAAUAAUCAUUGCAGUGAAAUGUUUUCAGUUCAUAAACCCUAAGAUUUUUUCUAUUAUUACUUAACUAAUUAAGUUAUGGAUAUUUCAGAGACAUGACACAUUUCAGAAUAGCAAUUAAAUUAAGUAACGAUAUUUCAGAGACAUGACACAUUUCAGAAUAGUAAUUAUGAACAAUAAUACCUAGUAGAACAGACUGAUGGACUAGCAUCUAAGUGAAAUAUGUAUUAUGUAUUAAAGCAUAUUUCUGUUGGGAUUUAUCUGAUAAACAUAUUACUCUCACUGACUGAUUUUUGCACAUUAUCCCCAAUGUAUUUUACUAUAGAAAUUUAAAUAGUAAAUGGAGUAGUGUUUAUAAUGUAUAUUUCCCAUGAUGCUUUACAAGAAAUGUAAAUCAGUUUGGGGAAUUUCCUUCUACUCGUUUAUCACUGCUCAUUAUUUGUUGGCAUUUUUUUUUCUUUGUUGAAGUCCUGCUAGCACAGAGGUAGAAUUCUCAUCCAUUUGUCCAUGUACAGAUUAUGAAGCAUGUUGCAUGUACCUACUAACAAAGCCGAGGAGCUGCACACCUGAGAGGAAAUGCAUAUAGUCUUUAUUAAAUACUGCAGUAUUUGGUGCACAGAAUUAUUAGCAUCUUAGGUAGUACAUGACUUCAAGCACUCCCUUUCCCUCUCUGCAGUUAGCAGGAUUUAAAUCUAUAACUGUACCUGCUGCAUUUACAUGUCCUGUCACUGGUAACAAGACUGUAAUUUGUAGUUGCAACUACUAUGAUUUCAAGAAACCAUACUCCUAUGUACUAUUCAAAGUUCUCAUGUUUAAAGUUUUGGGUGUGUACUCUAGGCCUUCAGAACCAUGUUAAAUCAGUUUGCACUUAGCCCAACAUCAAAGGCAUUCAAAACAGAAGUGGCUCAAAAAAUAACUUGUAGUACAGUUUUUAUUUAGUAUGGUAUUCCUAACAUAAUCAGGGUUUAACUGACGAAAGUCUAGCACACCAGGCAGACAAAAGGUACUGUUUCACUUUGGAAACAUGCUCAUUAUAAUAAAUCAUUAAUUAAGCUUGUAAAAUGUUAUAUGCAUACUCAUUACUAAGGAAAUAAAGCACCGAGUGUGCAUACAGUACAAACCUGGUGGAAUUAAUGGAACAUGCCCACUGAAGGUCUCAGAAUGGGUAUGAACAUAUUAUUUCCAAUUUGUAUUUUUGUUAAUUUGUUUUAUUUUUACGGACUGUAAAUAUUGAUGUUAUGGUCAUUAAAACGGCCUACGUGUCUUUAAGAUUUGUAAGUAUAAUGAAAUAUUUUCCUGCAAUUAAAGCUUGGAAUAUUUGCUAA